Myzus persicae (green peach aphid) is the source of this 622-nucleotide messenger RNA. Its product is annotated as ejaculatory bulb-specific protein 3-like. The coding region runs from base 4 to 465 and encodes 153 amino acids. The transcript is spliced from 2 exons. The record is from RefSeq and is a predicted model, not a curated record. Lineage: Eukaryota; Metazoa; Arthropoda; Insecta; Hemiptera; Aphididae.
CGUAUGUUCAGUACACAAUCGCAAGCCAUGGAUUCACGAAUUGCAGUAGUCUGUGUUGUUUUGGCAGUGUUCGCGGUGGACCAGACGGUCGGAGCGCCGCAAAAAGAUGCUGUGGCAGCAAGCGGUCCCGCCUACACCACAAAAUACGACCAUAUUGACAUCGACCAAGUUUUGGGUUCCAAAAGAUUAGUAAACAGCUACGUUCAAUGUCUGCUGGACAAGAAACCGUGCACUCCCGAAGGAGCUGAACUUAGAAAAAUUUUACCUGAUGCCUUAAAAACCCAAUGUGUGAAAUGCAAUGCUACGCAAAAAAAUGCUGCUCUUAAAGUAGUUGACCGACUCCAGAGAGAUUAUGAUAAAGAAUGGAAACAGCUUCUUGACAAAUGGGACCCUAAGCGUGAAUAUUUCCAGAAAUUCCAACAAUUUUUGGCAGAAGAGAAGAAAAAAGGUGUUGUCAAAUUUUAAAUACAAGUACCUAUAAUCUUACCAAUUAGUGGUUAAUAAUAAUUUAGUUUUACCUUAGUACAUAGAUUAUUUAUUCUUAUACAUUAGAAUGCAUUACCUAUAUACAUUAUGUAUCAAAUGUAUACAAAAAUAAUAAAAAUAUCAUUCCUUAUUUAUG